UUCCGGGGUGGAGCCAGGGAAGGCGGAGUUUAGGCUGCGCCGACCCCUCAGCCCCCCUCCAGGAGACGUUCGGAGCCCGGGACAUGUCGGGAUUGAGGAGAUACGAGGUGGCGCUGGAGGCGGAGGAGGAGAUCUACUGGGGCUGCUUCUACUUUUUCCCUUGGCUACGCAUGUGGCGGAGGGAGCGGAGCUCGGCACACCCCCGGGAGCAGAAGCUGGAGCCCCUGCGGGGCCUGAUGAGCUGUUUGUCAAGCGGCCUGGGCCCUGUUCCCCAACGCUCAGGUCGCGGCCUCCCCCGCCGCACACCCGCCACCACUGCCCAGCCAGCCGGUACAUUAAAGAUUUAAACUGAAGUCACCGUG
This is a messenger RNA of Artibeus jamaicensis (Jamaican fruit-eating bat), 362 nucleotides long. RefSeq lists its product as uncharacterized. The transcript has 4 exons. The record is from RefSeq and is a predicted model, not a curated record. Lineage: Eukaryota; Metazoa; Chordata; Mammalia; Chiroptera; Phyllostomidae. The coding region runs from base 84 to 347 and encodes 87 amino acids.